Molecule: messenger RNA, 1025 nt
Organism: Marmota flaviventris (yellow-bellied marmot)
Lineage: Eukaryota; Metazoa; Chordata; Mammalia; Rodentia; Sciuridae
Gene: Prrx1
Product: paired related homeobox 1
Biological process (GO): regulation of transcription by RNA polymerase II
Cellular component (GO): nucleus
Molecular function (GO): RNA polymerase II cis-regulatory region sequence-specific DNA binding; DNA-binding transcription factor activity, RNA polymerase II-specific
Source: RefSeq, a predicted model, not a curated record
UCUCUCUCUCUCUCUCUCUCUCUCUCUCUCUCUCUCUCUCCACUCCCCCCUCUUUCUUCCCCACUCGGCUCCUCUCCCCCCUCUCGCCCACAGCGUUUGGUGUUGAUUCGAGCGGGAAGAGGGGGGUGGGUGGGAUUGGAGGGGGAGACCAUGACCUCCAGCUACGGGCACGUUCUGGAGCGGCAACCGGCGCUGGGCGGCCGCUUGGACAGCCCGGGCAACCUCGACACCCUGCAGGCGAAAAAGAACUUCUCCGUCAGUCACCUGCUAGACCUGGAGGAAGCCGGGGACAUGGUCGCAGCCCAGGCGGACGAAAGCGUGGGCGAGGCGGGCAGGAGCCUGCUGGAGUCGCCGGGACUCACCAGUGGCAGCGACACCCCGCAGCAGGACAAUGAUCAGCUGAACUCAGAGGAGAAGAAAAAGAGAAAGCAGCGGAGAAACAGGACAACCUUCAACAGCAGCCAGCUGCAGGCCUUGGAGCGUGUGUUUGAGCGGACGCACUACCCGGAUGCCUUCGUGCGGGAAGACCUUGCGCGCCGUGUGAACCUCACCGAGGCCAGAGUGCAGGUGUGGUUUCAGAACAGAAGAGCCAAGUUCCGCAGGAACGAGAGAGCCAUGCUGGCCAACAAAAAUGCUUCCCUCCUCAAAUCCUACUCAGGAGACGUGAGUGCCGUGGAGCAGCCCAUCGUCCCUCGUCCUGCUCCGAGACCCACCGACUAUCUCUCCUGGGGGACAGCAUCCCCAUACAGAUCCUCGUCCCUCCCAAGAUGUUGUUUACACGAGGGGCUUCAUAACGGAUUCUAACGGAAGACACUGAAAAGCGCCAUGGCUACUUAUUCUGCCACAUGUGCCAACAAUAGCCCUGCUCAGGGCAUCAACAUGGCCAACAGCAUUGCCAACCUGAGACUGAAGGCCAAGGAAUAUAGUUUACAGAGGAACCAAGUGCCAACAGUCAACUGAGGAAAAAAAAAUUAAACAGGCCUAAGAAGAAAUCAAAAACCAUAAGACACCUAUCCUGCUCUGUC